AUGGAUGUUAUGAGUUGUUCUGCAAAUAGCAGAGAGAAGACUAGCAGUAAAAAAAGGAAGAAAAAACGUCGUUUGAGAAAAACUGUCAAAAAGGAAAACGUCAAACCAGUUAAGAGACCAAGAAAAUCUCUAGAUGGUUCUACAACUACUAAAGAAGAUUGGAUUAGCACUCAUAGUGAUUCUGACAUAAUUGAAGUACUUAGUGAUGUUACAAAUUUUGAAAUAAGUAUGUGGAUGUAUGAAGAGUCUACAAAUAUUGAUGAAUGUAUAAAUAUGGAAGAAUCUAUAAAUAUGGAUAAACAAAUAAUAAAAGAAGAUAUAAAUCAAAUUGACAAGAAUUCAAAGAAAAAGAGUAUUAUGAAUUAG
Parnassius apollo (apollo) is the source of this 366-nucleotide messenger RNA. The record is from the annotation of a GenBank genome assembly. NCBI's taxonomy places the organism in Eukaryota, Metazoa, Arthropoda, Insecta, Lepidoptera, Papilionidae.